AUGGCGGCUGCAAGUAGCAGCAGCAUCGCUCUGGCUUCCAUCCGCAUCGACAGGCCACGCAGUGCGAUUCCGGCGAGAGUCUUGGUUCCAUUUCCUCGUCGCCAGGCAAGACUCCGGCUUUGCCUCAAUGUGAUCACGGCUGGCGUAAUCGCCAGCGAUCAAGCAGCCGAGAGGGAGGUCGUCUUGACUCCGGGAUUCACACAGAUGGGCGAGCCAGUUCCUGCCGGCAUGGUGUUGAACGAUGUUGUCAAGACGCUCCCAAAGGAGGUGUUCGAAGUGGAUGAUUUCAAGGCAUGGAAGACUGUGGCGAUCACGAUCUCGGCCCUGGCCACGGGAUACGCAGCCCUGACCGUAGCUCCGUGGUAUCUCUACCCUUUCAUCUACGCGUUCUUGGGGACCGCCGCCACUGGGCUCUUUGUCAUCGGUCACGACUGCGGCCAUAACUCCUUCUCCAAAUCUCAGCUCGUGAAUGACAUCGUCGGCAAUGCGGUCAUGACUCCACUCGUCUUCCCGUUCGAGCCGUGGAGAAUCAAGCACAACACUCACCACGCACACACCAACAAGCUGAUUAUGGACACGGCAUGGCAGCCAUUCCGGCCACACCAGUUUGACAAUGCGGACAGGAUUGGCCAGGCGAUGAUGCGUGCAACAAUGGGUCCUCUCUGGUGGAUGGCCUCCAUCGGACACUGGCUCUUCUGGCAUUUCGAUCUCAACAAGUUCCGCCCCCAGGAGCAUGCCAAAGUCAAGACGAGCAUUGCGGCUUGCUACGCUUUUGGGCUUUUGAUUUUGCUGCCCCUGUUGAUGACCCAAGGGCCCGUUGGUUUCGUCAAGUGGUGGCUGCUCCCAUGGCUGGGCUUCCACUUCUGGAUGAGCACUUUCACCCUUGUCCACCACACGGCUCCACACAUCCCAUUCAAGCAGAACCGCGAGUGGAACGCCGUGGGAGCCCAACUUGCUGGAACUGUUCACUGCGAAUACCCUGGAUGGAUUGAUUUCCUGUGUCACGACAUCAGUGUCCACAUUCCUCACCACCUUUCGACCAAGAUUCCAAGUUAUAACCUGCGAGCCGGGCACGCAUCGUUGCUCCAAAACUGGGACCGCCACCUCAAUAAGGCCGUGUUUGGGUUUCCGCUCAUGACCACCAUCCUAACGCAGUGCAAUCUCUUCGAUGCCGAGAAGAAGCAAUGGGUGGGAUUCGACAACCGGGCGGUCUGA
Messenger RNA from Selaginella moellendorffii, 1215 nucleotides. Its product is annotated as omega-6 fatty acid desaturase, chloroplastic. Gene Ontology annotation, molecular function: oxidoreductase activity. Lineage: Eukaryota; Viridiplantae; Streptophyta; Lycopodiopsida; Selaginellales; Selaginellaceae. The transcript is spliced from 7 exons. Gene Ontology annotation, biological process: lipid metabolic process. The record is from RefSeq and is a predicted model, not a curated record. The coding region runs from base 1 to 1215 and encodes 404 amino acids.